AUGGAACCACGGCCCACCGCGGGAUCAAGUUUGGCAGAGCGCAGACGCAGAACUAGCUUUCAACUUCCGGAAUUUCAUGCAGUGAAUCGAAGUUGGACUGAGUUCUCUGCCAAUGUCCAGCAGCAUGUUGCAGCCGGUACACCCACCAAACUUCCUGACAAUGUCAACUCUCCUGUCAGUACUCCUGAUGCUUUUAAGCAUCUACAGCAGCACCGAAAAUAUCUGAGUGGGGACCACUCUACUAAAGAGUCCGACAUUGAGCAGUAUAUUCGAAGUUCGAGAACGCAACGGACAUUAAACGGGAAUCAAAGUUCUCGCGGCAUUGGGCAUUUUCUUCUAAGUUCAGGAUCGCCACCGUUAUUUAGCGGGAAUCAAAAUUCUCACAACAUCGGACAUCACCUUCGAAGUUCGGGAACGCAACCGCUAUUUAACGGGGGUCAAAGUUCUCACAACAUUGUUCCAUAUUCCGCAAAAGCUACUUCUAUGCCAACAAUGUCCAAUCUCCGAGCACGCUGGGAGAUGCAGGGAACACUUGAUUCAACGCCAGAAAGCAACAUGUCAGACUUGACUAGCACAACACAACCUCGCCUCGAAGCGAAUCACACUCAAGAGGAUUCCGUGAUCAUGGACCAACCGCCUGCGAAGCGAAGACGCACUACAAAGGCUAGUGAGAAGAAGCCUCCAAAGCCAAAGGCGGAGAAGAAUCCCAAGCCUCCAAAGACACCUAAGGCGCCUACGCCAAAGACUCCAAAGACUCCCAAAACCCCCAAGACUCCUACAAAUCCUACUCAAACAAAGAUGAAGAAAGCCAAGACAUCCAAAGUCGACGUCCACGAAGACGAUGGAGCUAUUGGUGAAAUCAGCGGCAAUAUGCAAGGACAAGACGUGGCUGCGGAAGCAGGCUCGAACGUGCCGUCUACCUCACGCAACGGUGGCCUGAAUCAAGAGAUAUACGCUGCGCUGAAUAGCCAGUAUCAAGAUGAGAUGGGGGAUGACGGACUUGCUGACGAUGGUCCAUCCCUCCUCAAUUUGCUAUCUUAUUCUAAGACCGGAGAGCUACAAUACACCUACAAGACUGAUGACCCUGAGCUCAUGCUCCGAGAAUAUCAACGCAUGAAUACCGAGGUUGCCUCUCAACAUGCAAACAUGCCAUCGCUACAGGGCUCUCAUGAUCAAUCAGAUCUGUUGCCUCCAAUUCCGGAUGUGUGCUUUCCUCAGCCAAGCUUCAACUACCAAGUCUCAUCAUCACCAAUGCAAGGGAACAACAGCUAUGAACAGCAAAGCUUCAAGGAGGGUACUUUGACACCCCAAAUGCAAGGGAAUAGUGUCUGCCCGAAACAAAACAAUGGCACAGGACAUCAAACAAAUCAUGGAAAUGGUCAACUACGCACACCUCAAAUGAGCCAGAACUUUAACCAAUCUCCGAGACACUACGCCAGCAUGAUCAUAGCAUCCUCGAUGCCAAGGAGCACCAACAACAACAGUUCAUUCAACUCUCCAUCUAUGGAACAGCCAGGCCCAUCCACUUUCGAUCCCAGUGUCUUCUUCGAUCACUCGAAUCUUCGGUCCAUGAACACUUACUUCUCACCCAAUACGGGCCCUUUCAAUAAAUAUCCCCCCAACUAUAACAUGGAUCAUAUGAUCGGUUACUCCAACCAGGUCAACAUAGCCCCAAUGAAUGACUAUACUGCCAUUGACAAUGGUUUUCAAAUGGCUCCUGGUAAUGCUCGACCAAGCUUGGCCCCUGGAUCAGUCACUGCAAGCAAUGGGAACUUCAUGAGAAAUCAACAAGCAAGACUGGCGACCAACUAUAGCAAUCUGGACCGCGCCCACCAGAUAGGUGGCCGUCCACGACCAAGACAGAAUCACAACCUUGCCAAUCCAGAUAACAUGAAUCGGAUGAUUGGUCUACCUCCAUCUGCUCCUAUGCCCGGCAACUUGGGAAACGGAAAUCAAAUGCACAAUGGUGUUUAUCAACAAAGAUCGACUUCUGCUUUCGAUGAUAUGGGCAACUCUACGCACAUGACUGGAGACAUGCAAACUCGUCCAUCUGCCACCUCAGAGAACAUGGAAGAUACCAAGCAGAUGAAUGAUAGCUUACUACAACGACUUGCUACUGCGUUUGAGACCAACAUCAAUCAGUCUGGUAGCAUUCAACAAGAACCGACAUCUGAGCUUGCUGCCACGAACUUCGACAUGACGAUCUUACCAGAAUCAGGUCUCGACAAUGAUCCCUUCGGAGAUGCUGCCGCACUUCGCUCACUUGGCUUGGACCCAGAUGCAUUUAUCAUGCAAGACGGUAUCCCAGACUUCUUGCUAAACCCGACAAUGACCAGCCUCGAUGCUACUGUCGUUCCGACCCACAAUGUUGCUCCAUCGCCAUCUGUUGCUGGGUUCGACAUUACUAUCAAGCCAGGAGACUCCCUUGAAGUACAGACAUUGAAGCGUAUGUUGGCAGAGGCUCUGGGGUCCAACAAUCACAAUUACCAACCACAAGACUUCACUGUCCCACAACAAGACUCAACUCAAUCUGCGGACCACCCAACUCAACAAUUUACUCUACCAAUAUCAGACAACAAACUCCUCGAAGAACUCCUCAACACCACCUCAAACCUACAAGAACUCAAUCAAAUCACUCCCCUCGACCUAACAGGCUUCGUCACUCCCGGCAUGCCAGACCCCUUCUUCGACGAAUUUCGAGCCGCUGGAAUCGAAUUCGACGAAACCCUUGCAUCAACCCUCGAACCCCCCGGAUCACUCAACUAGGCCGAAAACCAGUUGACAUGUACGAAUAACGAAGAAAAGUUUUUCCUUUCACUUUCAUGCAUGGCUUUCUAAUUGCGUUGUUAUUGAGGAUGCGAAGACGGUGCGGUUCUGAAUGGUAAGAUAGAGCGAUUAUUGCGUUGCGUUAUUAGCCUUCUGAAUGGAUCAAG
Molecule: messenger RNA, 2933 nt
Organism: Mollisia scopiformis
Lineage: Eukaryota; Fungi; Ascomycota; Leotiomycetes; Helotiales; Mollisiaceae
Exons: 4
Coding region: 1-2766 (921 amino acids)
Source: RefSeq, a predicted model, not a curated record